UUUAUCGACCUGGGAUCAUGGAAAACCUCGAUAUGAUGGCCGCCGCGGAUUUGUUCAGGCUACGAACAACCAUGAAGCGUCAGCACACGAACCUCGUCGCGCGAAUUCACGGGAUGAUCAACAGGCGAGCGUCGCGGGUCGAAGUCGAAGUGUUGUCGACAACUCUCGCAAAUGUGCUGGAGCGGAUCACCGCAGUUAAUGAUCAAUACGUUAUUACGGGUGGACUCGAUGAACAGGAGCAGGCAGCCGCGGAAACUUACAUUCAAGAAGUAGCUGCAUUAAGUGAACAAGCGCAGCUUGCCAUUGGAGGUUAUGCCCAUGCCGUGGCCAACAGAACAGCUUGGAAUGUCACUGACUCGAACGCUAGCCGCGUUCUGCAACCAAUUCCGCUGGCAAUUGCAGAAGAAGUGCCCGAAAACGAAAUCGUCAACCACAACCCAAUUGUCUCGGGCCUUGCCAAAAGUCGCAAUCAUGAGGACGAUAUAGGAGGAACACAAGCUGCUCGUAAUAUCACCGCUGCCCAACAGCCUACGAUUGGCGCUUUAAUUUCGAAUUUGGAUGGAGACAAAAGCGCCCGAAACGCCUCUGACGAGGCCCACCAGGCAAAAAGGAGGAGAAUCGAGCUCGAGUUUGAGCUCGAAAGGAAAAGAGUAGAGCGCUCUCGCAAAAUGGAUGAUCUGCUCCGUCAAAGUGAACGAGAAGAAGAGGAUCUCAAAAUGGCAAUUGAACGUGAAAGGAUUCUGGCUGGUGCAUUCGAGGGAGCGGUUGACGGGAGCCCCAUCCAUUCUUCAACGCCAAGAGGGAACGUCAUAAAUCCAAUAGAACAAUCAUCUCGAACGCCACAGUCUUGUGAAAUAACAACAUCAUUCGCUCCACCCAGUCGCUGGCCUAAAAUUGCAGUCGAAAAGUUCAACGGGGACCCACGCAAAUGGCAGAGGUUUGCACACGGCAUUCACGCUACCGUUCGCGACGCAAAUAUUCCGGACUCAUACAAGCUCCUUGGUCUGCAAGACAGCAUAAUGGAUGACAUCCGCAAGAGGAUGGGCCACCUUUUCAACGGGUCGUACGCGUUUGAAACGGCAUGGAAUGAAUUAGAGAGCAAGUAUGGAAAUCCGGGUCUAAUCAUGCAGGCGCAUAAUCAGCACUUACUUCAGGUUCAACCGUUUAAAGCUGGGGAUUUCAAUGCGCUCUUCAGUCUUGCCGCAGAUGUCCGAGAUGCCGUAUCAAGCGUCCCAAAUGAGCACUUAAAAGAGUUCACGUAUUCUACUGUCAUUACUUCGCUCGCCUCAAAGCUACCGAUUCAACUGCAAAUCGAUUGGGGUAAAUUCGCCUACUCGCUUAGGCCGAGUUUGCCAUCGCUAAGAGAUUUUGACAAAUGGAUCGAUAUCGCCGUUGGGGCAGAAGAAUAUCGUGGAAUUCGCCUCUCAACUCCCGGAAGCAACGCAAAUAAGCCGGCCUCGAACUUCAUCCCACGUCAACAAAGCAACUAUGGUCAACCUGGUAGCAGCGGCUAUCGUGGCCCGACGGUGUUGACCAACCGGGUUCAAGACAAGAUCGCUACUCCAAAGUGUCCUGCCUGCAACGCGGAUCCGGGUCACCGCUUCGAAUACUGCAACACCUUCAAGCGCAUGUUGGUUAACCAGCGUGCUGCCCUCUGCGCUGACAACAAUUAUUGCUUCAAAUGCCUGGUUCAAGGUCACUACGGAAGAAACUGCACCCGCGCUGACGUGAAAUGCAAGGAGUGUGGAAAGGCCCACAACACCCUGUUACACGGAGCUGAUCGUCAAUUUCCGUCUUCGAAACAACAAGGUAACGACCAACUUAACGUAUCAAUGAUUCACGCACCUACGCCAAACAAGCUGCGCUCUGUACUGCUAGCCAUACUGCCCGUAACUAUUAAAAGCAACGAAUCCGUCGCUGAGACCUUUGUCGUUUUGGAUCCAGGCAGCGAAGCAACACUCAUCACAGACAAUCUCGCAGCCAGGUUAAAUUUGUCAGGGCCAUCUUUUCGUGUUCGCUUCGGCAAUUUCAACGAUUCCGUUACCAUAAAUUCAAAAAUCGUGUCAUUCCGCAUCGCGUCAUUGGGGUUGGAAGUGCCUGUAACCGAAGCAUUUCUUGUCCCCAAGAUCAGCCUAUCCCCUAGGAAAAUCAACUGGCCGGUAUUGAAAAAAAAUUGGUCUCAUCUCGCCGAUUUAAAUUUGCCAGCAAUAGACUCUUCUAAAGUCGGCGUGUUAAUUGGAGCCGACCAGCUUUCUGCUCAUGUUCAAAGGGGAAUUAGAGAACCAAUCGAAGAAGACGGACCUACUGCGGUUCUCACCCAAUUUGGAUGGUCGGUGAUAGGGAAAAUCCCGCACUUUCUCGUGGCCGGGCCGAGCAAGAGAAAAUCGGUCAACAUUCAGUCAAUUGCUCAAGAUGUAGCGCUAUGUAGCCUCGUUGAACAAUUUCACUCAACCGAGUCCUUCGGUACAGAUGCAAGUGUGCCUGCUCUUAUUUCCACAGAAGAUGCUCGGGUUCUGAAGGUGCUGGAAUCGUCGGCGCUUUUCAUCGGAUGCGGCUGGCAGGUGGAACUUCCUCUUAAAUCUGAAGGAUUUGUCUUCCCCAACAACAGAAAACAAGCUGUAUCAAGAUUUUAUGGCAUGGAGCGUCGGCUCUCACUGCCAGAAAACCAGCAGUAUGCAGAAAAGUACAACAACAUUGUAAAUAAGCUUAUCGAAUCCGGCACCGCUUCAAUUGUCCACCCGUCCGCCAUUAACGAACCAAAGGGAAUGGUUUGGUACUUGCCGCACCACUUCGUUGAGUAUCCAAACAAGCCCGGAAAGAUUAGGGUGGUAAUGGAUUGUGCGGCAAGCUUUUCGCAGGUUUCGCUCAACAAUCAACUUUUCCGCGGACCGCCGCUGCUCCCAAAACUUGUGGGAGUGCUCCUACGAUCAAGGGAAUGUCUUUUUGCACUCUCUGCGGAUAUAGCGGCCUUCUAUCAUCGCGUCGGGAUCCCAGCGAAGCACCAGUCUCUCCAACGAUUUGUCUUCCGCGAAUUCGGAAGCAAUAAACCGCUAAGGACAUAUCAAAUGACGACCUUAGUAUUUGGAGCAGUUCAUGCAUCAACCGCGGCCAUCUGGGUCUUGCAGCAUGCGGUCAGCCAAAACAAAAAUUAUCCCGAAGUAGCGUCGCGAAUAAAAAAUAAUUUUUAUGCUGACAACUUAUGCGACUCCUUCGACACAGAAGCGGAAACCAUCAAGUUCGCAAGGGACGUCAGAGAAUCACUAGCAAUAGGUGGGUUCAAGCUGACAGGUUUUGCAUCUUCAUCAAAAAGGGUUCUCGAAACGAUCCCGUCGGAGGAUAGAGCUGACUCCGUCCUUGACUUGAAUUACGACGCCCUGCCAACGGAAUACAUAUUGGGUCUUGCAUGGGACUGCAGUGGCGACUGCUACAAGUUGAGGGUAAAGGAUCUUUCCCCAGUCAUGACAAAGCGGGAAUUGUUAUCGGCGAUGUCAAGAGAAUUCGACCCCCUUGGAAUGUGUCUACCGGUCAUUACGUAUGCGAAGCUGCUAUUUCAAGAGGUCUGUAAAUUGAGAACAGGAAUAUCGCCGUUUAAAAAGCCGAUAGGUUGGGACGAGCCUUUGCCAGAGUGCAUUCUGGAAAAGUGGAACAAAUGGGCCGGCUCGCUGUCGUCCCUCUCUCAAAUUUCCAUCCGGAGAUGCUUCCGAUCGGGUGACGAGAAGCUUGCCGAUUGCACAUUCGAUCUAAUCGUGUUUGCGGACGCGUCUCUUCUUGCAUUCGGAUCUGUCGCUUACCUGAAAACAACUUAUCGCAAAGAGGCGCAUCUCAGUUUUGUUAUGGCAAAGGGUCGUAUCGCCCCCACUAGCGUCCUGAGCAUACCCAGACUGGAGCUGCAAGCCGCGGUUCUAGCGGUCAGAAUAGCGCAGACCAUCAGGAAGGAAAUGCGCAUCCCUAUCGAAUCCGUCGAGUACCGAACCGACUCCGAAAUCGUGCUUCACCAGAUCAAUUCCUCGCAUCACAAUCAUCCGAUUUUCGUCGCCAACCGAAUCGGCGAGAUUCUUCGUCAUUCAAGUCCCAAUCAGUGGAAAUUUAUAUCCGGUAGGGAUAACCCGGCCGACGACUGUACUAGAGGCGUUACGCCUGAUUGCUUCAAGUCUAGCUGUCGGUGGUUGACAGGUCCAACUCAGUUGCAAUUGUCAGCCCCGCAGCCGGUGAUUGUGAGUCAAGCAGGGGAUCCCGACUCAUUCAUCGUUCGGUCAGUAUGUGCCCUUAAUGUCUCGCCUUAUCCCUUAAAGGUCUCGUCGCCUGUUGUGUCAAAUUUUAUUGCUGAUAGCCAAAACGGCCUUGCCCGGUUGAAGCGCGAUGUGGCCCAGUCGCUUCGUAAAGGCACAAUAAUCGAAGAGAUCACCAACGAUGAGCUAAAGCAAGCAAUGCGAAUCUGCAUCAUUGUCGCCGCGGAAGAGAAGUUUCCAAGAGAAGUCGACGCUUUAAGAAGAGGGAAACCAAUCCCGAGAGAUUCUGCAUUGCGUAACGUAAACCCGUACAUCGACCCUACAGACGGAUUGAUGAAAGUAGAUGGCCGUCUAAAGCAUGCCGAGCUUCCCGAACACUCUCGGCAUCCCAUCAUUCUCGCCGCGGACCACCGUCUUACUUCUUUAAUCAUAGCCGACGCUCAUGAUGAGAUCAACCACGCCGGAGUAGAGCACACUCUCUCAGUUGUCAGGCGAAAGUACUAUUUAACUCAGGGCCGGCGGGCCGUACGAAAAACCUUGGCGCGCUGCGUCAAAUGUCGGCGCAGGUGUGCGCAACCUCGACCACCGAUAAUGGCUAAUCUUCCCAAAGAAAGGCUGCUACCAUUCGUCCGACCCUUUUCUACUUCUGGUCUUGACUUCUUCGGGCCUUUCAACACAGUUAUCGGCCGACGCACUGAGAAGCGCUAUGGUCUCCUCGUCACUUGUUUCUCCACCCGCGCUGUUCAUCUGGAGCUGGUUUAUUCUCUCUCUUCCGACUCCUUUUUGAUGGCGUUACGCCGAUUCAUUGCCGAUCGCGGCCAUCCAGGCACCAUAUUCUCCGACAACGGGACUAAUCUGGUCGCGGGUGAGAAGGAACUGCGCGAGGGGAUUGCGAACCUGAACUCAAAGCUUGUGACCGAAGAAAUGAUCGAUCGUGGAAUCGACUGGAAGUUCUCGCCGCCUUCCGGCCCGCAUUUCGGUGGAUCAUGGGAGCGCCUCGUCGGCUCCAGCAAAAAAUCUCUGCGGGCUGUUCUAGAAGAACGUAGCGUUACCGAUGAAGUGCUACUCACCGUUUUAAAGGAGGUUGCAUCGCUUCUGAACACUCGACCCUUGACGCAUGUUUCGACUGACCCGUCUGAACCGGAACCAUUAACGCCGAACCACUUUAUUCUUGGCUGUCAUCAUCCCCAGUAUCCCCCGAACGUCGAAGAAGAAUUUAGCGAUUUGUCUAGACGGCGCUUCAGGCAGUCGCAGUUCAUUGUGAAUCAAUACUGGCGCAGAUGGAUGCGAGAGUACGUGCCAGAGCUGAUUGAGCGGAAGAAAUGGAAUCUAGCCACUCCCCCGCUCCGUGUUGGCAACCGAGUGCUCAUCAUGGAUGAGAACACUCGCCGUGGACAAUGGUUAACGGGCACCGUGUCAAAGCUAUUCCCAGGAGAUGACGGCCGCAUCAGGCGUGUCUCUGUCAAAACUGCAACAUCCGAAUUAAUUCGUCCCGUUGUAAAACUUUGUUUGUUUUCAGACGCAUAA
Daphnia magna is the source of this 5756-nucleotide messenger RNA. RefSeq lists its product as uncharacterized. Gene Ontology annotation, molecular function: nucleic acid binding; zinc ion binding. The coding region runs from base 18 to 5756 and encodes 1912 amino acids. The transcript has a single exon. The record is from RefSeq and is a predicted model, not a curated record. NCBI's taxonomy places the organism in Eukaryota, Metazoa, Arthropoda, Branchiopoda, Diplostraca, Daphniidae. Gene Ontology annotation, biological process: DNA integration.